Molecule: messenger RNA, 4443 nt
Organism: Sceloporus undulatus (fence lizard)
Lineage: Eukaryota; Metazoa; Chordata; Lepidosauria; Squamata; Phrynosomatidae
Gene: SLC36A4
Product: solute carrier family 36 member 4
Exons: 11
Coding region: 59-1606 (515 amino acids)
Biological process (GO): amino acid transmembrane transport; L-alanine transport
Cellular component (GO): vacuolar membrane
Molecular function (GO): L-alanine transmembrane transporter activity; L-proline transmembrane transporter activity
Source: RefSeq, a predicted model, not a curated record
ACGACGAGGGAGAGAAAAGUUGAAAAGGGGCGGGAAGGUUUGGUUUGUCAGCUCGCGCAUGCGCAGUGCGUCCGUCGCGGCGUAUUUGCUCCACAUUGGCGGAAGGAACCAUAGAGACACAGAGAUGGAGCCGCCGGGAAGAGAGGAGCUAGAUCUGGAAGUAAUGAAGCCUUUAAUAGAAGAAGAACAGUAUUCAGAGAGUGAUGAUGAAAAUAAAAGUGAAUUGCUGCCAGCCGAGAAGAAAUAUCAACUUGAAGAUCAAGAGGGCAUUACGUUUAUCCAAACACUCACACAUCUCUUGAAAGGAAACAUUGGAACUGGACUUCUAGGGCUUCCACUCGCAAUAAAAAAUGCAGGCCUUGUGCUUGGACCAAUCAGUCUUGUGUUUAUUGGAAUUGUAUCAAUUCACUGCAUGCACAUUUUGGUGCGCUGUAGCCAGUAUUUUUCUCAGAGGUUGAAAAAGACACCCUUAGGAUAUAGUGACACGGUUAGUAAUGCAAUGGAAGUUGGGCCUUUUGACUCACUGCAAAAACGAGCAUAUUGGGGAAGGUAUAUUGUUGACUUCUUCCUUGUGAUUACCCAGUUGGGCUUUUGUAGCGUGUAUAUUGUGUUCUUGGCAGAAAAUGUCAAACAUAUUCAUGAAGGGUAUAUAGAACACAAAUCCGGUGCUCUGAAUGCUACAGAAACCCCUAGCCACUCAGAGACAAGUUCCAUUGAUCUGCGGCUAUAUAUGUUGUACUCCCUUCCUUUUAUCAUCCUCUUGGUCUUCAUCCGUGACCUGAAGAGUCUGUCUGUGCUCUCCUUCCUUGCAAAUCUGUCCAUGGCUGUCAGCCUUGUGAUUAUUUAUCAAUAUAUUAUUCAGGGUUUAUCGAUUCCGCGAAACUUGCCUCUGGUGGCCAACUGGAAGAAGUUUCCUCUCUUCUUUGGCACAGCUAUAUUUGCCUUUGAAGGCAUAGGAGUGGUACUUCCCCUCCAGAAUAGGAUGAAAGAUACUGAACGUUUCCCAUUGGCCCUCAACAUUGGUAUGGGAAUUGUGAUGACCUUGUACAUCUCCUUGGCCACUCUGGGGUAUAUGCGCUUUGGGGAUGAAAUCAAAGGCAGCAUCACUCUGAACCUGCCGCAAGAUCGGUGGCUGUACCAAGUGGUCAAGAUUCUCUAUUCCUUUGGGAUUUUUGUGACCUAUUCAAUUCAGUUCUAUGUUCCAGCUGAGAUUAUCAUUCCGUGUGUUGUCGCUAGAGUGCAGCAGAAGCUGAAACUGAUCUAUGAGCUCGUGCUGAGGGUAUUCUUGGUCUGCUCAACUUGUGCUAUAGCAGUUUUGAUCCCGCGUCUGGAUAUAGUUAUCUCAUUCGUUGGAGCUGUAAGCAGCAGCACUCUGGCUUUGAUCUUGCCACCAUUAGUUGAAAUCUUCACUUUCUACAAGGAGAAACCAAGUGUCUGGCUAACACUGAAAGACAUAUCUAUAGCCCUCCUUGGAGUGAUUGGUUUCUUAACUGGCACUUACGUGACUGUUGAAGAGAUUAUUUGUCCUUCUUCCAUAGCUUCUGUCAAUGCUUCAGACACAUCUGGAUGUUUCAAUACUACGCGGUUGACCGUGGGUGCCAAUUAAUAUUUGGAUGACAAAGACUCUCCCAAGUUUGUUAUAUAAUAUAUUUGGAUAUAUUUGAGAACCAAAGAUGACUGAUUUCAAAUGUGAAGGCUGGAGAUGACAGUUAGUUCAAUGGAUUCCUGAGAACCUAAACCUACUCCAGCCCAGUGUCCAAGAUAAAAUUCUCUUAAUUCCUUUAUUUUCUUUUAUCUUAGAAUCAUAGAGUGGAAAGAGACCUCAAGGGUCAUCCAGUCCAACCCCUGUUUUCUCUGACACCUCCCACUUAGCCUUCUCUACGUGAGUUGGUCCCCAGCCUUGAUGCCAACAGAGGCCCUGAGUAUCCCACCUCUCCCUCACUGACAACUACCGGACUGCACCACCUCUCAGUCUGCAGAGUUCUCUGAGACUCUCCCAACCAGAUCUGGAACUCCGAGGAUGCCUCUUACUCGUUGUAGGGCAGCAGUCCAGCCUUCCCAUCCUAAGGAUGACCCUUCCCUUCUUUCCCUUUCCAUAACCCCAUCACCGGACUUCUACCUCCUCCCUCAAUAUCUGCUUCACCCUCUCUUUUAUCUGCUUCCUCUCCUGAUCUUCUCACCAUAUUCUCCAAUGAAGAACACACUAAAGGUCAUAAUAACCUUUAGUGUGUGUUUUUGCAGAUGGGACCAGACAGCAAAACACUAUUCAGUACCAUAUAUGGCCAGCACCGAUUAUGAUGGUCUUUCCUAUCAGAUUUCUUAAUCUUUUGUGUCGCUUCUGUUGGUAUUGUUAACCCCACAGAGGUUAGUAUGACAAAAAAUACAAAUGCACUUUUUAUAGUCAUGGUACUUAGGAGCUUCCAGUGGGUUGUGUGGCACAAAUUCCCAUACAUUUAGCUAUCCUCUCUCCCAACAUUUUCCUUUCCCUUGAAGGCAGAUGACUCUAACAUGAAGUGUAACAGAAUUAACAGCCUUCAUACCAGGAGGCAAUGAGUGAAAUUGAAUGUGCCUGCAAGUUCUUCUAAUGUCUGAAAAGGAGUAUAUCUUAGGAUGUAACUCCUUAUCACAGUGGUGUCUUUACAUGACACAAAACUAUAAAAAUAACCUCUGCUGUGAUGAGAUUUUACCAUUUUUGCUUUCGUUCUUUUUUAGUAAAAACAAAGCCAUAUUCAUUAAUGGCCACAUCUGCUUUUUAAACGAAUUUUCCUCCAUCUCAAUUAAUUGCAGCACUACAGAUCUGCACAAUGUUGUAUUUUUCUAUUUAUUCAUAACUUUACAGAGCAAUUCUAUAUUUGUACUUUAGAGCUAUUUAUUACAAUGGAGAUAUUUCUGCAGAGUUUCACUUUAAAUGGAAAUAACAAACAAGUUACAGUUUUUUUCAUCCAGUUUUUAAGGAAACAGCAUUUUGGUAUUUUGUUGAUGCAAUGGAUUGGAAGAUUUCAUGGGUUAAAUCCAAACUUAGAUCUAAUUCACUGAAAUAAGUAAGAUCUAAUUUAAUCAUGAGCAACCUAAGGUUCAUGGAUUUCAACAAGAUUACCCUAAGUAUUGCAAAGUCUGAGUUGAACCCAGUGUUUUUAGCUGACUGGAAAUGAAUUGGUUUUUAAAUCCUAAAUCCUGUUGGUAAUCCUACAUAGAGAAGCCUGUGUGGUGUAGUGGUUUGAGCAUUGAACUAUGACUCUGGUGACCAGAGUUCAAAUUGCCACUUGGCCAUGGAAACUGACUGGGUGACGCUGGGCAAGUCACACUCUUUAAGCCUCAGAGAAGGGCAAUGCCAACCCCCCUCUGAACAGAUCUUGCAAAAACAAAAACAAAAACUACCCACCAUGAUUGCCUUAGGGUCACCAUAAGUUAGAAAUAACUUGAUGGCAACAAGAACAUCAAAGCAGACUCUUUAAAUCAGUGCCAUUUACUAUGUUUUGCAUUUAUGUAUUGACUCAUCAUUCACACUUUUAUUCAAUUGGUCUAGGUAGGAUUAUGCAAUAGAAUUCAGCUCUAUGUGUUAGUAGGCUGUGCAUGUGAGUCUGAUUCAUUUGAAUUUUUUUGUAUUUUGUUAAGAGUAGGAGCCUUGUGUGCUCAAAGUUUUAUCUGCUAUUCUGCUGCAUCUAAUCCAUAGGAAUUCAACCUCAACAGAAAUUCCAGUGUAGCCAUUGUACAGUUCACAUUUUUCCAAUGUGUUUUGCAUAGAAUGUGUUUCCAGGGAUUAUGGGCAAAAUCAAGCAAAACUGACACAGAUCUAAGCACACAACAUUUUUGUACUCUUCAAACAAGGAUGAAGUGAGAGUUUUAGAUAUUUAGAAAAUUUCCCCCUUUAUUAUCCAUGUAAAUGCUGAAACAACACAGUUCAUAUGGCCUUGCUUGUAUGUCUUUAUUAUCAAAUUUUAUCAUUAUCUUAUGACACUAAGGGCAAGUUUGUACCCAAAUCCAUUUGGUUCUGUUCCCCCUUCUUGAGAUCCAUGACUCCUUGCCCAGUUUAUCUGUAGUUUUUAUAGAAAUAUAUGUUACAGUGAGCAGGUGGAGAGAGGUCUGUGAAUCAAGAUGAUGUGUGUCUGGCUGUAUAUCACUAUGCUGCUCAUACUUCCUGCAGGGGCAGAAUAAUAAUAAAUAAUAAUAAUAAUGUUUAUUUAUAUACCGCUUUGCCAAAUUAGAUCAAAGCGGUGGAAUGGCCUCUGUUCAUAUUCUACUUCUCCCUGAUAAGUGGUAGAUACAUCAGAUCUUAAUAACUCCUUGUUAUGCAUGAUGAUACUAAAAUUCAUAUUGGGAAAGGAACAACAACACACAAUAAUAUUCAAAGACAUAGCCAUGCUAGUCUGGAAAAUCAGUAUGCAAAGAGAUCUUGUAGCGCCUUUGAGACUAAGGCGGGUUACAAACCGCUAUAAAGUACGU